CCGGUGCCUAUUUUCUCUGACCAGUCCGUACUCAGAUUUAUCGCUACAUCUUCUUCUCCUCAUUACAUCCCUUUAGCCAUGUUUUCUAGAGCUAAUCCUUUUGACGAAGUAGUCACAUCCGCUACCAGCGAAAACCUGACUUCCGAGAAUUGGGAGCUUCUCUUGAACGUAUGCGAUCGUGUUUCAAGAAGCUCUCCCGACGCCGCAAGAGACUGUGUAGCAGCUGUUCAAAAACGAUUACAAAGCAAGAACGCCAAUGUUCAGCUGUAUUCUUUGGCGUUGGCACAAGCUCUAGUCAAGAACUGCGAUCUAACAGUUCAUCGUGAAAUCUCCUCAAGAACUUUUACCUCUUCUUUGGUCAAAAUAAUAAAUGACAAGACUACGCAUACCAGCGUUCGACAGCGAGCUCUGGAACUCAUACAGUCGUGUGCAUUUGAUUUUAGAUCUGAUCCUAGUCUUGGACUCAUGAACGAGACGUACCUUUCUCUUCGAUCACAAGGUGUGAUAUUCCCGUCGCCACAGAAGCCAAAGAAGGAAACUCAGAGUGAAUUAGAUAAACAGAAGGAGGAAGAGGAAUUUCAGUUGGCAUUGGCGUUAUCACUGUCUGAAUCAGAGAAUAAGCCCAAGUACCAGGCACCAGGCAAGGCAACAGCUUCGUCUACCCAGAAGGCACCAAACUCAGAGGCACCACCGUCCGAACCUGGAAAGCCUAGCCGUGUCCGAGCCCUAUACGAUUUUCAACCUACUGAGCAGGGAGAACUUGGAUUCCAGAAGGGUGACAUUAUACGAGUUCUUGAAAGUGUUUACAGAGAUUGGUGGAAAGGAGAGCUUCGCGGCAAGACGGGCAUUUUCCCAGUUAACUAUGAAAAGAUCGUCGACCCUACCCCUGCCGACUUAUUGCGUGAAGCUCAAAUGGAAGACGAAGUCAUGGAUAUGUCUCCUAAAGUAGAGCAAUUGAUUCAACUGUUGUCUAAAAUUGACCCCCGACGAGACUCCUUUGCUGAGAACGAACAGUUGCAAUCCCUAUAUAACGAGACUUUGGCCAUCCGACCCAAGCUAGUAAAGCUGAUCGAGAAAUACAGUCUUAAGAAAGAUGAAUUGGUUGCUCUAAAUGAAAAGUUCAUGAAAGCAAGAACAUCCUAUGACAAAAUGCUCGAGAAUUCAAUUGCAAGAUAUAGUUCCCCUCCUGUUGACCCAUAUGGACAGCCUCAACCACAAUAUGGCGCUUACCCUCCAUCACAAGCCGAACCAUACCCAAACUAUCCUCAGCAGCAACCACCACGACAAGAUUACUACGCCAGCCAAUCACAGCAACAACCAGUUCAGCACCAGCCGAUUCCAACUGCCACACCCGAUGUGUAUGCGGGAUACCAGCAGCCACCCGCUCAGGGUGGCUAUUAUACUUCGCCUGCACAGCACCAGCAACAGCCCCAACCUCCCCAUGAUGCACAGUCAUCCAACACCUAUCAAGGAUACAAUACCCAACAAUCCCAUGAGCCGGUUCGAUGGUCUUAAAGUAUUCAAAUAUUAUUACUGUAAAUUUUUUUAUGUGCAAAGCAGA
Umbelopsis ramanniana AG is the source of this 1561-nucleotide messenger RNA. RefSeq lists its product as uncharacterized. The record is from RefSeq and is a predicted model, not a curated record. Gene Ontology annotation, biological process: protein transport to vacuole involved in ubiquitin-dependent protein catabolic process via the multivesicular body sorting pathway. NCBI's taxonomy places the organism in Eukaryota, Fungi, Mucoromycota, Umbelopsidomycetes, Umbelopsidales, Umbelopsidaceae. Gene Ontology annotation, cellular component: ESCRT-0 complex. Gene Ontology annotation, molecular function: phosphatidylinositol binding; ubiquitin binding. The transcript has 9 exons. The coding region runs from base 79 to 1515 and encodes 478 amino acids.